Messenger RNA from Mercenaria mercenaria, 3135 nucleotides. RefSeq names its product hydrogenase maturation factor HoxX-like. Gene Ontology annotation, molecular function: catalytic activity. Lineage: Eukaryota; Metazoa; Mollusca; Bivalvia; Venerida; Veneridae. The coding region runs from base 134 to 1972 and encodes 612 amino acids. The transcript is spliced from 8 exons. Gene Ontology annotation, biological process: biosynthetic process. The record is from RefSeq and is a predicted model, not a curated record.
UACGUACAUUGCUAACUACGUUAGCGGCGUAAGCAAAGAUGACAAGAUCCGGGGUAUAAAAACAAGGACUUUCAUUCAAAAGCGUAUUUGAAAAAUGAUUUAAUAAAGCAAUGUGUUGGAAAUUCUUCGAAGCAUGUUAAACAUUUUUAGAAAGUUAUUGAAACCAGGUCAGUUGAAGGCGCUUCCAAGGGGAAGUGUGAGAGUAUUACAACGUAGUGACGCCACGACAAGUCAUAGCAGAAGCGUACCAGUAUACGAGCUACCAAAGCCAGGUCAACAACCAGUGAUGAUAAGAGAAAAUGUGCGGGUGUUAUUGAUGAGUAACGCAAUGAGCACUCUUACCAGACGUGUUGAGGAGAUACUAAAGACAUAUAAGGUCAUCUGCAAUUCUAUCAGUGUGAAAGACAGUCGAUCAAUGAUGGACGAAGUAAAGAAGUUUCAGCCAGAUAUAGUAAUUUGUCCAUUUUUGAAAUCGAAAAUACCGGACUCUUUGUACAACAAUCAUAUCUGCUUGAUAAUGCACCCGGGUAUCGCAGGUGACCGUGGAGCAAGUUCACUAGACUGGGCGAUCCUUGAAAAUGAAAGAGAAUGGGGAGUGACCGUUCUUGAAGCAUCUGAUGAAAUGGACGGCGGAUAUAUCUGGAGUACCGAUACUUUUGAAGUUCCACAGGGAAGCAUUAAAACAUCUUUGUACAACGGAGACGUUUCCGAUGCAGCAGUUAACUGUAUUGUCGAUGCAUUAUCUCGCUACUGUCAGGGUGUUGAUCCGGUGCCACCAUCUGAAUGUCCACAGAUCCAAGGAAGAUUUCGAAGAAAUAUGAAGAAAGCCGAUCGUCUCGUAGACUGGACCGUAUCAGCAGAGGAAAUCGCAGCACGAGUGCGCAUGUCUGAUACGGUUCCAGGUGCAAUUGGCAAGUUCGAACAAUUUGGAUUGCAAAAUGAGUUUCGACUGUUUGACGCCCAUGUUGAAACUGGUUGCCAUAGCGACUAUAUCCGGGAUCUCAUAAUGAAAUCUGAACCGGGACAAAUAAUUGGACAGAGACAUAAUUCGGUGCUGGUGAAAGCCGGCGAUAGCAAUGCCGUAUGGAUCGGUCAAAUGAAAAAGGAAACCAAAGGUCUAGCAGCUAAAUUACCAUCAAUGGAUCUACUUAAGGCGAACGGAAAUCUCAGUCUACCAACACUUAACCAGGAACCAAGUUGCUAUGAUGAUAUAAGAGUUAUAACUACCGGUCCCAUUUGCUAUGUGCAUUUUGACUUCUAUAAUGGUGCGAUGGAUACCCGCCAGGCUGCAAGGCUUGAGAGGACGUUACAAAAACUUGACGAAGUACCAGAAAUUAAGGUUGUCGUACUUAUGGGCGGGGACAGAUUCUUUUCAACUGGCAUUCAUCUUUGCGUCAUUGAGAACAGCGAUUGUAAACAAACAGAAGCAUAUGCAAACAUCUGCGGAAUCAAUGAUGUCAUCAAAAGUGUGGUAAAAAUGAAGAACAAAGCUACUGUUGCGGUCCUACAGGGAAAUGCUGGUGCUGGGGGAGCUAUGUUUGCCAUAGCUUGUGAUGUCGUCGUAUCUCAUCCGGGUGUUUUACUCACUCCCUCAUAUAAGACGAUGAAUCUACAUGGUUCAGAGUAUUGGACCUAUUUUCUUCCGCAACGUGUCGGUGAAGAAACUGCACAGAAUCUGGUCCAAGAUACAACACCGAUGUCUGCUACAACGGCCCAAAAUAUUGGGUUAUUGGAUCACGUUCUGCUGACCGGAAAAGAAAGUUUUAAACAGGAACUUCCAGAAUUCAUUAGGCAAUUAUAUAUGAAUGGCGAAUUCAGUGACGUCAUCAGGAAGAAACAAGAACAAAGGGACGGUGACUGGCUUUAUUUAAUUGAGCAACAUCGGAACUUCGAAUUAUCAAAAAUGAAAGAGAACUUCCGGUCAACCGAGUUUCUUACAUCUAUGCAUAACUUCGUGUAUAAAUUAGAGUGACAAAUGAAUUUCAUUCCAUAUUUUUGUUCUCACAAGUUAGACUCUACUCAGGCUUGUGAAUCACAAGGUUAAAACGGGAUAUCCAUGCAAGUCAUCACGACAAAUAUUUGAAUGAAUGAUCGAUCUAAUGAAAAGGUUGUUGAAUAUUUAGCGUUUUCCGCUUGGGUAUGCCACAUGACAUGUUUAAGUGACAUAUUUCAGAACCAAACGGAAUCAUUAAACUGUUAUUUAUAUCUAGCAUUUACUGUUUUGCUUUCAGUGCAUUUUACAUUGAAUUUUUAAUUGUUUCAAACUUCUGAAAUUAUAAAUCACUUAAACGAAAAGCAGACUUAACCUCACCGUUGCUGCAAGAUAGCAAACGUUAUAUAGUUACAAUACAAAGUACGCUUUUCAUGGGCAACGUCCAAUAAAAUGCACGUAACGUACAUGGCGACGUCACGCAUGUAAGCUCUGAAAUAUUUACCUUUGGAUGUUAAAAGUUGACACGGGAAUUGAAAAGCAAUAAAAGUUAAAGACUUUACGGACAAAACGCCUUUCAACUGUAAAUAAAGUUUUGCAAUAGUUUUUGAGUGACUAUUCAUAAUAAAUUAAUUUAUUUGUUGAGAAUACGCGACAGUGUUUACUGUGUUUGUAUGUAAGCUGAUGCUCUACUUAUACCUGAGGGAUUUACGGCCGCUCUGAUGUAUGGAGCGCAUGUUAAUUGUAUGACAUACACUGUGAAAGUAGAUUUUUUUGGUAUAAGACACAUUGUGAAAAAGCAGUAACAUGGGGUACUUUUAUAUUUUGUUGCAUUUUUUUCGCUUAACAUUAGAGUCUAUACAAAGCAGGUAGUAACAGGAUUGUAUACACUUACUGAAUAUUGAUCAGAAAACCAUUCAGUUUGUGUUUUGUAGCAUUAAAUCAGAAAUAAAUCUUCAUGAUUUUUUUCUUGAUGUUCUGACUUUAUUCCAAUAUAAUGCUAUUGAUUAGGUGAUUUCAUAUUCUGUCUUAUUUUUCGACAUUUGUUAUGAUGAUGUAUGUUAUGUGUAUAUAGAUUCUACUUUGUACCUUAUUUUCCGAUGUUUUACAAUCUGAUUACUUUGUUACAUACUUCUACAUGUUUGCAUAAAGUUGUAUAUUAUUGUAUCUUUCGCAUUUUGUUAUUAAAUGGCCAUUAAGUGUUA